AAAAGUUUAGCGGAGCUUUGUUUGUCUAUGGUGCGGUUGGAAUGGAAAUGGAAGAUAGCCAUUUGUCUGAUAACCAAACAAUAGAAUAUAUUGGCUUUACGUGUGUAAUUUUGGACUUAAAACGAUCAAUCUUUAAACAUUAAAGAAUAUCCAGAUGGCACCUGGAUCUACCAAGGAGUCAAUGGUAUGAAAUCAAGAACUUACUAUGGAUGGGGAACCAGAAGACUUCAACCUCCAGUGGGAGGAAGAAGUUGAAGUGAAGAAAAUGUUUGCUUUCCAGCACAGUCCAGGUGUUGUUGAAACGGAAGUGAUAAGUGGUUUAGAAAAUGUACAGCACACUGGAUAUUCAGCUAUGACAACAGAAGAGAUGAUAAACACGGACCAAAUGGCUGCUGAGAACUUAAUGUAUCUAUCUCAAGAUGUAGUCAGUUAUACAGAGACGGCUGAGCUAGCCGAUGAUCCAAGUGUGGAGUGUGUCACUGAAGAGGUCAUUACGGAUGACUGGGUGAUUCCUGGAGGCCAGGAAAGGUACCAGGUGGAAGUUCCCAUGGAUCACUUGAACCAUCCUGAUUUGGUUCUUAAAGAAGAAAAUGAUGUUGAUGUUCCUUUACCAACUGAUCAAGAUGAAUACACAGCGAUGCGUCCAUGGCCGUGCGACUUCUGCUCUCGUCGGUUUCGCAAGAAGGCUGCACUCAUGAACCAUAUGGUCGCCCAUCAGAACGACCGGCCUCAUGCUUGCAACCUCUGCGGCGUUCGAUACGUACGCAAGUGUGAUCUCAUGAACCAUCUCAAGGUUCACGCCUUUGUACCAGACAACCCUGAUUCCAUAGACUUUGAGGAUGUUUUAGACAAUAACCAAAUUGUAAAACCAAAGAAGAAACGAGGUAGACGGAAAAAGAAUCCCGAACCUGUAGAGGAGAACGGCAUGUGGGAGAACAUGACGUCAGCGCGGACACAGCAGUGGUCGCGCCGCGCCCGCUCGCCGCCCAAGCCGCCCCCCUCCCCGCCCUCCCCGCCCUCCGAGCCCGCCCCCGUCACCCCCCCGCCGCCGCCCAGCGACCCCUCCCGACCCUUCGUCUGCAGGCACUGCGGGGUCGGCUUCGCAAGGGAGAAGGCUUUGCAGUCACAUGCCAGGGUGCACGGCGGCGACUCGCCGGUGGAGUGCGGCUCGUGCGGCGAGCUGUGCUGGUCGCGCGAGGCGCUGGCCACGCACAUGCAGCAGCGACACCCGCAUCUGCCGCCGCGGGACCCGCAGCCCGACCCGCCAUACGACGACUCUGACUCGGGCGACGACAUGGAGUUCCGUUUGUCUCCGCUGUCGGCGGGCGGCGGCGAGCGAGCCGUGUACGACACGAUGCGCGGGCCCGAGCUCUUCUGCCAGGACUGCGGCGUCGCCUUCCAGCGGGCCGACCUGCUGCGGAGGCACGUAGCCGCCGCGCACAGCUACAAGCGACAUGACAGCUCGAGCAGCACGUGGGCGGAGCACACAUGCGACGUGUGCGGCGAGGGCUUCACGGACGCGCUGCAGCUGCUCGCGCACGCCGAGGGACACGCCGAGCGGCACCGCACCGUCUCCGCGCCCAGGUUAAAAAGAAUGUCAAAAGGUCGAAAUAAUACUUCAACAUCGAAUAGUUCACGGCAGUUUCCUUGUAGGGUUUGUGGCAAGGUGUUUGGUUCGCGGAGUUCACAACAGAUUCACAUUCGUAUACACACGGGAGAGCGACCGUACGCUUGCCGGUUCUGUUGGAAGGCGUUCGCCGACGGCGGCACGUUACGGAAACACGAACGAAUACAUACAGGCGAGAAGCCGUACGCAUGCGCAGUGUGCCCGCGAGCGUUCAACCAGCGCGUGGUGCUGCGCGAGCACGUGCGCUCGCACCACUCCGCGCCCGACCGCCGCGCUAACGGUGGGCCGGCUUACUGCUGUGUAGUGUGCGGUCGGACGCUGCAUUCUAGCGCGGAACUAGUGCAGCACCUGAUACAACACUGUGACGCUAACACUGCGCUCAAGAGACAACCCCAGACUGGGCCACGGAAAUAUAAGAGACGGCGAAAAUUGAAAACAGAGCAGUCGCCGACGACGCCGCGCGAGUGGGAACGCGCCUCCCCCUCCCCCGCGCGAUCCGCCUCGCCCGCCUCCCCCGCCUCCCCCGCCAGCCCGCCCGCCUCGCCCGCGCCGCCCUCCGCGCCCGCCUCGCCCGCCACGCCGCCGCGCCGCCGCCGCCGCCGCGCCUCGCCCGCGCCGCGCCCGCGCAUGAUCCACACGGCGCCGUCCCCGCGCCGCCGCGCGCCGCCGCGCCCCUCGCGCCGCCCGCCGCGCCGCGUGGCCGACGACCUGCGCGCCAUCCGCGACCCGCCCGACGCCGGCGGCCCCUUCAAGUGCGAGAUGUGCUCGCUGGAGUUCCCGCGCCGCGACGCGCUGCUGCUGCACGUGCCCGUGCACAUCUGACGCCCGCGCCGCGCCGCCCAACCGCACUGAGCGCCGCACUCAGCACGAGCACUACAAUCUAUCGUCGCACAGAUGAAUCUCAAUGGAUUGUGCCAUCUCGAUACGACGGUAGCGACGAUCUUGGGAGCUCGCAAGGUGACUGUCUCGAUAUUUACAAUAGCCGAUGCUCGUCGGAUUCGCCCCCGCUGGUGAUUCAAGUUUCCGUAGUCUGUGACUUGUAACUGGAAAGACUUUUUGUAACAAGUAAAUCAUUGAACAUCAUAUUGUAUUAAUUUAAAUCUUUAUAUGAAUACCUAUAAUGUGUUGUAUAAAUAUACUUGAAUGUUUAUGUGAAGCCAUUAAUUAAUGUUAAUGAAAUAGCUGUCUGUACAUUGUGAUAGUCAAAACAUUUUGUAUGAUAGCCAUUUGUUGUUUUUUUCCACUAUGUUUUAUAAGAAAUCACCAAAUAAAUGCAAGUUAUCUAUCUGAAAUCUUUAACUUUGUUGAUAUCAAUUUCAAUUGAAAAAACUUUUCAAAAUUAAGUUAGAGGCUAAAAAAUUUAGAUGUUAUUUUUUAGUCUUUGUAUUUUUUAAUGUAAACAUGUAAUUUGGCAUGAAAAUUGAAUAGUAAUCAUUUUCAAAUGAAUAAUGUUCUGCUUGUUGACCGUUGCUGUACGCGAGAGCGCCGACUGCGCAGAUCACAGUAUACGUACAUCACGACUCCUGCGCAUAUCUUUGUUGGUUGACUAUAUUUACGCAAAUACGACUGUUUUGUUACAUUACCGAGGUGUGUUGGGUAUCGAGUGUAUUGUUGUAUUAUACUAAUUGACUGAUUUAUUGAUUAGUUCAAUGUAAAAUUAUUAUUAUGCUAGUGUAAAAUUAUGUACAUAAAAUGUGUAUGUAAUAAUAACUUUUGUGACAGUUUUGAAGUUUUCUUUGUUUACUACAAAAUACUGUAUGUUUUGGGGUUUUUACGGUUUUUAUGAAUUUAUUGUGAUAUAGACAUAAACAUUGUAAUGUAGAAUUGUGCCAUGUGAUGGUUAUGAAAUGUUUUCAUGCUUUAUCUCAAUAAAGACAGGAGAUGACUCCAAUCUGGAUGUAAAAAAUGUAUAACCUACAUACUUAUUUGAUCUAAAUUGUUUAUUUCAUGUAAAUGCAGAAUUUGUCAACAUGGAGUAACAUGUAAGCUAGUGAAUAUUGUGCAAUACAUUCCCCAAAAUGCAUGGUAGUAUGUAUGCUUUUCUGAAAUUAUUGUAAAAAAUCUCCUCUUCGUAUAAAAACGAAGAUUCAUUGUACAUAAUAUUGGAAUUAAACGUUUAUGUACUUUAAGAAUUUA
This is a messenger RNA of Helicoverpa zea (corn earworm), 3763 nucleotides long. RefSeq names its product zinc finger protein 358-like. The record is from RefSeq and is a predicted model, not a curated record. The transcript is spliced from 16 exons. Gene Ontology annotation, cellular component: nucleus. The coding region runs from base 206 to 2449 and encodes 747 amino acids. NCBI's taxonomy places the organism in Eukaryota, Metazoa, Arthropoda, Insecta, Lepidoptera, Noctuidae. Gene Ontology annotation, molecular function: RNA polymerase II cis-regulatory region sequence-specific DNA binding; DNA-binding transcription factor activity, RNA polymerase II-specific. Gene Ontology annotation, biological process: regulation of transcription by RNA polymerase II.